Vombatus ursinus (common wombat) is the source of this 3419-nucleotide messenger RNA. RefSeq names its product RAB17, member RAS oncogene family (gene RAB17). Lineage: Eukaryota; Metazoa; Chordata; Mammalia; Diprotodontia; Vombatidae. The record is from RefSeq and is a predicted model, not a curated record. Gene Ontology annotation, molecular function: GTPase activity; GTP binding. Bases 500 to 1144 code for a protein of 214 amino acids. The transcript is spliced from 7 exons. Gene Ontology annotation, cellular component: endosome.
GGGCAUAGGUGGGGAGCCCGGCAGGGGCUGGGGGUGCAGGGCAGAGCAGCCUUUCUUCCUGCUGACCUUUCCCCUCUUCUAGCCUUCUUUGUCCCAUCUUCUGUCCCCUGCUAGCCUCUGCAGGCUGGCCAAUCAGCGACCUCGCUAGGGGAAACAAGCCCUGUUUGGUUCCAGUAGAACAAUCUGGUUGAAAGGUGAGCUGCUGGGGCCUGACCCUGGCUCAGCCAACUGCAGAGCUUGGGGCGAAGUUAUCCAGGAACUAUGAGGAAGUGAGCGAGGCCCUCAUUCUCCAGCCCAGCAGCCUGCUCUCCUUGGAAAGGCCCACAGACCCGCCUUGUGGAGGCUCUGCGUGCAAAGCCAGGACCAGAGCCCAGAUGAUCGUGCUAGGGAAGAGUGCCAUGUUCUACUCACAAUGACUGCAGCGUAGAGCCCCUAAUUGUGACUUUGACCUUCCCUCUUCUCGUGUCCAUUGGAGCGUCACUAGGAGGCGUCACAGGGCAUGGCGCAGAUGGAGGGAAAUACCCAGCCUGAGAGCGCCUCCCAGCAGCCCUACGUCUUCAAGGUGGUUCUCCUGGGGAGCAGUUCUGUGGGCAAGUCGAGUCUGGCCUUCCGACUCAUCAAGAAUGACUUCAAGGAAAUCCUGCCCACACUGGGCUGUGCCUUUUUCACUCAGAUGAUGGAAAUAGAUGGCUCAGCCUUAAAACUGGAGAUCUGGGACACUGCGGGGCAGGAGAAAUAUCACAGCGUCUGCCACCUCUAUUUUCGGGGAGCCAAUGCCGCUGUCUUGGUCUAUGAUAUUGCAGACAAGGAUUCUUUCCGCAGGGCCCAGAACUGGUGGAAGGAGCUGGAGAACGAGUUUCAACCUGAAGAAAUUGUGGUGAUUUUGGUAGGCAACAAGACGGAUCUUGAGGCUUCUCGGGAAGUGACCCUUGAGGAGGGAAAAGCAUUUGCAGAAAGUAAGAAGUUAUUGUUCAUGGAAACCUCAGCCAAAUUAAACUACCAAGUGACUGAAGCCUUCAUUGCUGUAGCUCGUGAAUUGUUGAGAAGGGAAGAAGAGAAUGGAGGCCAGAGUCAGCAGAGGAGCCCCUCAGUGGAUCUGAAGGAGACAGCCAGAGCAAGGAAGGGCAAAUGCUGCCAGGACUAGGGGGAGGCAGGCGCCGUGGGGAGCCCUUCCCUUGCUCUGGCUUCCUGCUGGGCUCCGGUCAUGAACAUGAGUCUUCCAGCCAAUUCCUCAAAUUGCCUUUGCCUUGCCUGAUGGAUAGACCCACCCUGGCUAUGGCGGUGUGGACCUCGAAGGUUGACUGUUGAUGUGCUGGACUUGCUGUCUUGCAGGUUCCCCUCCCAGGAAUCGGAGGAAAAUAACUGGGCCUCAAAGGAAUGCUUCCCGAUGGAGCCUGUAGGGGAGGAAUGGGCCGGGGCCUCGUGCUUCUGGGAACACUCCAUGCCUCCAACCCCAGACAGCUUCUCAGGGACACCACGGCCUCUCCCUCCCAGGGCAUCACUGAUUCAGGGCCAAAGAGGAGCUCGGAUCUGACCCAAGAGCGCCUGCCUCACCUGGUGGUUGAGAGGUUCAAAUGAGGUAGUCAAUCAAUCCAUGAGUAUUUAUUAAGCACCUGCUACGUGCGAGACACUGCGCUGGGUACUGCAGAUGCAAAGAAAAUGAAACGGUCCCUGUCCUUUAGGAGCUUCCAUUCUGUCAGGGGACUGACGUAAAUAACAUGGAAAGUGCCUUGGGAAGCUUAACCAAAUGAAUGUGAGCUGUCGUCAUCAUUGCUGGAAGGAAUCCCUGGUGUGGGCCCCUCGUUUUCAGAUGGUUAAUAAGUGGCAGGGCCAGGAUUUGAACCCAGGCCCUCAGAUUCCAAAGCCUCUUAGAUCAUGUUUCUAAUAAAUGAACCCCUGAAAUAACACUUUACUGAUAUUGAGAAGCAUUUGGUCCCCGGGCUAAGUGGCCAGACAGCUUUCAAGCCCAGACAAAGCCUUCCUGUCCCUUGCCUUGUCUUGGGCCUGAUUUUUGUCUCUUGGGCCAUAAAGGCUGGUGUUGGGUUGGGGCGAUGGUGCCCUCUGCAGAGCUCUGUGGGAGGAGGGAUGGAAGGACCAGAGAGACAGAUGGAAGCUCAGUGGAACUAACAAGUUUCUAAGAGAGCGGGUCAAAGGUGGAAUGGGCUGCCUCCCAAAGGAGUGAGCUCCGCGUCACUGGAGGUCUCUGAAUGGAGCCUGGGUACUACUUGUGAGUCAUGUUACAGAGAGUGUUCCUGUCCAGGACGGCCUCUGCCAUCCCUUUUAAUCCUGCGAUUGUGUGAUUAUUAAAGAAAACACCAACACCUGGUUUUGGUUCUGCACCUGCCAGGAAGACCAACGAUAACGCUGUGCAGUUGAGGCAAUGUGGCCAGCUGUAUAGAGAGCCAGCUUUGGGGUUCAAGUCCUGCCUCUAACACCCGCUGGCUGUGUCAGCCUGGGAAAGUCCCACCUUCUCAUUAUCUUCCAGGAGAUUCUCUACAACUGUUAGUUAUCUUGGUCACUGAUCUGAGUUCAUGGAGGGACUUUUCACAUUGGGAGUUACCUACAAGGAGCUCCAAGCCUUGACCAAAGUAAUAGGCCAUCUUGCAUCUUCAGUCGUUGACCCGUGAAGUGUUUCUGUGGCCAUUUUGUUCAUUCCUUUCCUUAUUUAGAGCUAAUGUGAAUGAAGCCAAGAUGAUGAGAUCGGUCCUUGGGGUGGCCAGAUGGCUCCCCCUACCUGUGAGCACAUCCUACAGAUUGGGUGUGCAGGGGAAGCUGAAAGCCUGGACCCCUGGGCUCGUCCAGCUGAUUGUCUGGUGAGAAGCAGUGUGAAGUCUCUACAGUGGCCUGGGGUCGGCUCUGCCACGUAGCAACGGCGAGACACUGGGCAGGUCAUUUUUACCUCUCAUUUAGAAGCGUUUUCCUCAUGUAUAAAACAGUGAGAAUAAAACUUACCCCAGUCACCUCAGGUGGAGUUUUGAGGGCAGGGCCUUGGAAUGACUCCCAUUUCCAUGGAGCUUGAGGGUCUAGGGGUCUUUUAAAGCGUCGUUCUCCUCCACCCCCGGGAUCGACCGUCAUUCUGAGUGGGCCUCCCAGGGAGCAAGCAGAGAAUUUAAUGUCUCUGUGGGGUCCCAGGGGAAGCCCGGCUUCCCAAGGGGGUGGAACGUCUCCAAGGUUGACUCCAGACGAGAGACAGGAGAAGGGGCUUUCUUCUGCUUCCUUGCAGAGGUGGGGGAGGGGUGUAGAAUGCUGCCUAUAGUACGAGAUUUUUCUGAUAUGUUGGUUAGUUUCGCUGACUGUUCUUCUCCCUCUUUUUUAUUCUUCGUUAGAGGGGACGGUUCUCUGAGAGGAGGGAUACCUUGGGAAAUGGAGGUGAUGUGAAAAAAAACCAUGAAUACAACUUCAUUUUUUAAAAGUUGGAA